Nymphaea colorata (pocket water lily) is the source of this 2110-nucleotide messenger RNA. RefSeq names its product serine hydroxymethyltransferase 3, chloroplastic. The record is from RefSeq and is a predicted model, not a curated record. Lineage: Eukaryota; Viridiplantae; Streptophyta; Magnoliopsida; Nymphaeales; Nymphaeaceae. Gene Ontology annotation, molecular function: glycine hydroxymethyltransferase activity; zinc ion binding; serine binding. Gene Ontology annotation, cellular component: cytoplasm. The coding region runs from base 247 to 1833 and encodes 528 amino acids. Gene Ontology annotation, biological process: tetrahydrofolate interconversion; folic acid metabolic process; L-serine catabolic process. The transcript has 11 exons.
UUUAUAGUAAAAGCGGCGCGGCGGCGGAGAGACGCUGAACCACCUCUCUCUCUCUCUCUCUCUCUUUCUCUCUACCGCCGUCUUCGUCUCGUUGUUCUGUUCAUCGUUUACUUCCUCCUGCCAACAAUCUUUCCCUUCUCAUUUGUUCUGAAUCUCUAAUAUCCACCUUUUCUUCACUAUCUGUCUGUUGAGGUGACCAUUGUCUAUCUGCGAAGAAGAACAGGAGUCUUCUGUUCCUGAAGAACCAUGUUUACCUUCAACGCCGUCGGAAAUGGUUCCAUUGAGAAAACCAUCUUCGUGGGGAGCUCCACCUCCCUAUUGCCCAAAGUUGCGUCUUUUUCUGAACGUUCUUACAGAGUCAGGCUCAACGUGGGGCGGCCUUCGAGGGCUUCCUUCGAGGGGAGUGCGGUUUCAGCAAAGGCAGCCUCCUCUGCGGCUGUUGCUGCCCCUGAUGUCAGAGGCAAUACAAGUACCUUUGUGGACCAUGGUCUGAAUGAAGCAGACCCUGAAGUGCAUGAAAUUAUCCAGAAGGAGAAGCAUCGGCAGUUUACAUGCUUGGAACUUAUUGCUUCUGAGAACUUCACAUCCAAGGCAGUAAUGGAAGCUGUUGGGUCAUGUCUCACAAAUAAGUAUUCUGAAGGAUUGCCUGGCAAAAGAUACUAUGGUGGCAACGAGUUCAUUGAUAUGAUGGAGACCCUCUGUCAAGAAAGGGCUUUAGGAGCAUUUCACCUUGAUGGAAACAUCUGGGGUGUCAAUGUUCAGCCGUUAUCUGGUUCCCCUGCUAAUUUUGAAGUGUACACUGCACUUCUUAACCCACACGAUCGAAUUAUGGGCCUUGAUCUAGCACAUGGUGGGCACUUGUCACAUGGAUUCAUGACUCCCAAGAGGCGAGUGUCAGCAACAUCAAUUUAUUUUGAAUCAAUGCCUUAUCGACUUGAUGAAUCCACAGGACUUGUUGACUAUGAUAUGCUUGAGAAAACAGCUAUGCUCUUCCGACCAAAAAUUAUUAUUGCUGGUGCCAGUGCAUAUCCUCGAGACUUUGACUAUCCACGGAUGCGGAAGAUUGCAGAUUCUGUAGGUGCAUUUUUGAUGAUGGAUAUGGCUCAUAUUAGUGGGUUGGUUGCUGCUUCUGUUGUUGCAAAUCCUUUUGAAUACUGUGAUAUUGUCACGACAACUACACACAAGUCACUCAGAGGUCCACGAGGAGGUAUGAUCUUCUACAAGAAGGAACCUGUUUUAGGCAUUGACCUGGAGACUGCCAUUAAUAAUGCUGUUUUUCCAGGUUUGCAGGGGGGACCACAUAAUCACACAAUUGGAGGACUUGCUGUGUGCCUAAAGCAUGCUCAAUCUGCUGAAUUUAAGGCUUACCAGGAGCAGGUUGUAUUGAACUCCAAAUUUCUUGCGAACCGUUUAAUAGAGUUGGGAUACAAGCUGGUUUCUGGGGGAACAGAUAAUCACCUUGCGUUGGUGGACCUUAGGCCUAUGGGGAUUGAUGGUGCAAGAGUUGAAAAAAUCUUGGACAUGAGCUCAAUCACUCUAAACAAGAACUCGGUUCCUGGUGACAAGAGUGCUGUAGUUCCAGGGGGUAUUCGCAUUGGAGCUCCUGCUAUGACUACCAGAGGAUUUAAGGAGGCUGAGUUUACCUUGGUUGCUGAUCUCGUCCAUGAAGGCGUGCAGAUAGCUCUCGAAUGCAAGGGUGCUGUCGGAGGAACCAAGCUAAAGGAUUUUCUUGAUUUUGUGGGGUCUAAAGAGUUCCAUCUCAUGAAUCGGGUCGUGGAUUUGAAAGCAAAAGUUGAAAGCUUGACGAGCCAGUUUCCAUUGCCUGGCGUUUAAGAAUAACACAUACUGUACCAUUAUGCGUGAGAGAGAGAGUGAUCUAAUUGCUGUCGAUCUUAAAAUCGGCAUGUGAGUGGCAGCCAAUGUCACGAGAAAUCUUUCUGUGUUAGAUGAUGGCCAGUUUAUCUGGCGGCAACUAAGCUUUAUAAGUUGAUGGCUUUCAUUAUAACAUUGAAACCACUUGGUGCGAAACUUGAUGAUCUUUGUUUUGGUCACAGGUCGAAGAAGUCAUGAUUUAUAAAGUCUCAAUUUUAUGAGAGGCAUUUACCAGUCA